GGCUCCCGAGAUUUCCAAUCCUCUUCUUCCUCCUCCUCCUCCAGCCUACCCCUCUCUUCUUCCCCGAUCCACCCCCCAAACUCGUCGCCUCCCAGUUCCCGGUCUUUUGUUCCUCACAAGUUCGUCGCGCCAACGACUCUACAAGCCAGCCCCGCUGGUACUGCACUGCCGUGGAUCGGUCCUUCUGCUGCUGCCGCCGGUCCUCCCAAUUCAGUCCGUCGCGAGAUCGAUCCCCUCAGGGCGCGGCGCGCAGGUGACGGAGCGGCCUAUUUCCAAGUAUUUCAUCUCUGGGUGCUAGCAAGAGACGGAUAAGAUGAAGCGCAAGCGCAGCCGCACGCCGGGCAAGAAGAGUUCUUCGAAUUCCACCGGGGCAGACUCUUCGUCGGCAUCUCCGUCCAGCCCAAGCACCGAAGAGAACAUCGCAGCGGAGAAUGCGCCUGUCUCGGGCUCCACCCCGGCAGUGCCCGAUCCAUCUCUUCCUCCUGUACCGGAGAAGCCGAGCGUCCUUGCCCCAGGUGCGGCUCAUCCUGCCGCUGAUAUACCGUACGCCAGGCUCAAGGUGGGGGCAGUGUACGGUCGUGUGAAGCUGAAGUUCAAAACCUCCAAGGCGUCAGAGCUCAGCAAUAGUUCGUCGGUAGCACAGGCACCCGCCACUGCUGGUAAAUCUCAGACUGCCGCCCCUGAAGUGAGCAACCAAGUUACCGCCGAAAAAGGCAUCGCUGCAUCCUCAGAUGGCCAGACAACUGAUGGGCAAGAGUCGGAGUUGAGUGGUUCUGAUAAGGACAAGGUGGCAAAGAAAGUAGGAAGCAUAAAGAUCGUGUCCGCGGGAUUAUCUUCUUCAGCACAAGAUAAAACCCAACACAUGGAGGUUGAUGAAGUAGAUGAAUCUCUUCCAAGUAAACAGGAACCUGUUUUAGUCACCGAGGAAAGCGAGAGUGCAUCGGAGCCAAAGAACUCGCAAGGGUCGGAGAUAAAGCAGUCUGCCCUUGAAUCUCAGCGCGAUGAGAAAGAGUUGGCUGCUGCACUUGAAGCUAUCAAGAAGGUUAUGAAGGUCGACGCAGCUGAGCCAUUUAACACCCCAGUUGAUCCUAUUGCUUUGGGAAUACCUGAUUAUCUUGAUGUUAUCGACACUCCUAUGGAUUUUGGCACAAUAUGUCAAGAUUUAGAACGUGGAAGCAAAUAUAUGAACUCAGAGGAUGUCUAUAAGGAUGUGCAGUUUAUAUGGGAUAACUGUACCAAGUAUAACAGUAAAGGUGAUUACAUAAUAGAGCUUAUGAAACGGGUAAAGAAGGCCUUCAUGAAAAAUUGGCUGGCAGCAGGCUUGUAUUCUGAUGUGCAGGAGAAUGGUGGCAAUGACAACAUUGGUGACGAGGAUGCCAAAGUUAGUUCAAAAAGCAAGUCUAAGCAAAAACGGCGUCGCCCAGGGAAUGAUCGACACAAAAAUGAUUGUGCAUGUGCUGUUUGUCAAGUUACACGGCGUAAGAAGGAAAGGGAUGAAUUUUUAUCUGUUGAUAAUGAAGUCACUGUGGUGAACAUUUCUGAAGAGCGCAACAUGGAGGUAAACUUCGGUGAUAAUAAUCAUGGUAGUCAUGACACAGCCUCUAGUCAGGAGCAACCACGACAUACUGAUGUGUUUAAAGCGACAAUGGAAACAGAUGAUCAGAUGGAAGAUCGUGGAAAAUCCGUCAAUAAUCCAUCUCCUGACUAUGAAGAUGAGGUCUCCAGACAGUACUCGGAGGAAAAGGAAGAGGAGUAUAAAGAUCUGAACAGUCAGGACGAGCUUACUUCCACUCAGCCUAAUGAUGACCCAGUAGUUGGGCGCCAUGAACAGAAGGCACAGACCGAAAUCGGCCAGGAGGUUGAAAUGGAGGAUUUGCCCAUUCAACAGGAGAACGAGUCAUUCUUGCAAGUCUGCGCGCGCCUUUUCCCCAGCAAGCAGGGCUCCGCUUUCAGGGGUCGCCAUUCUCUGUUCCGUCAGCAGCGCCGUGUGGUGGCAUCAAAGGAGAGCCCCCUGCACGCCGCCCUGACAGCGAUAAUGAAACGGUAGGAAAGAAAUUCCAUGCGUGGUUUCUUUCUUGUGAGAGAAGCAGCUCCAUGCCGCGCAGCUGCGUCGCGACUUUGGGAAACCUCUUCCCUGAAGACAUGGGAAGCUGGUUGGAAUAACGCUGAUGUGGUGAUGCUCGGGUAUGAUGUGGGUACAAAAUUAGUUGGAGGAUACCUGUCGAGGAAGAAUUCUCUUGGGCGUAGACUUGAAUUUUGUAUGCGAUAAUCACAUGUCGUCAGUGUCUCUCAUUGCUUGCCGGCCUGGCAUAGGGUUGUCCUCAAGGCUAUAAUUCAUUUCAUUUCAUUCCCAAGGGAGGGAGGGCUAUUAAACUAGUGUUUUGUGCCGAUUCUUCCGGCCAACUAGUGCCUGACUCUUGAGCUUGCCUAAAACAAAAAACAAAAGGUGUUUUGAUUGGGAUUGGGAUGCAUACAUGAUUCAGGAUUGAA
Molecule: messenger RNA, 2490 nt
Organism: Hordeum vulgare subsp. vulgare (domesticated barley)
Lineage: Eukaryota; Viridiplantae; Streptophyta; Magnoliopsida; Poales; Poaceae
Product: ankyrin repeat, bromo and BTB domain-containing protein DDB_G0293800
Exons: 8
Coding region: 314-2047 (577 amino acids)
Molecular function (GO): protein binding
Source: RefSeq, a predicted model, not a curated record